Tympanuchus pallidicinctus (lesser prairie-chicken) is the source of this 1737-nucleotide messenger RNA. RefSeq names its product DnaJ heat shock protein family (Hsp40) member B13 (gene DNAJB13). Gene Ontology annotation, cellular component: cytosol. The transcript has 8 exons. The record is from RefSeq and is a predicted model, not a curated record. NCBI's taxonomy places the organism in Eukaryota, Metazoa, Chordata, Aves, Galliformes, Phasianidae. Gene Ontology annotation, molecular function: protein-folding chaperone binding. Bases 357 to 1442 code for a protein of 361 amino acids.
ACCCUCCCCGCUCCCCCAUCCAGCUCAGGCUGCCCAGGGCCCAUCCAUGGCCUUGUCACCUCCAGGGAUGGGCACCCACAGCUCUGAGCAGCAGUGCUGGGGUUUCACCAUCCUCUGGGGAAAGCAAUUCCUCUUCACGUCUGUUCAGAGGGCGUCUUUUAGUUUAAAGCCAUUCCCUUUUGUCCUAUCACUAUCAAACUGUGUGAAAAGUCCCUCUCCCUCCUAUUUAUCAGCUCUCUUCAGGCACUGGAAGGCCUCAGUGAGGUCUCCUCACAGCCUUCCCUUCUCCAGGCUGAACAUCCUCAGCUCCCUCAGCCUGUCUCCAUAGAGAGGUGCUCCAUCAUCUGAGCAUCCCCAUGCCCUCCUCUGGACCCACAGCCCCACAUCUCUCCUGUGCUGGGGGCCCCAGACCUGAAUGCAGUGCUCCAAACGAGGGCAGACAGAGGGAAACAAUCCCCUCCCUGCCCACUGCCCCCUCUGUUGGUGCAGCCCUGCUGGCCUUAUGGGCUGCGAGUGCACACUGCUGCCUCGUGUCCUGCUUUUCUCCACCAGAACCUCCACAUCCUACUCCACAGGGCUGUUCUGAGGGCGUCCUUCUCUCAGUAAAAUGGCUGUUCCCAAUCCCUCCUUGUCCCCUAGCCGUAAGGAGAGGCAUCUACGAUAGGUUUGGUGAGGAAGGUCUCAAAGGUGGCAUCCCUGUGGAGUCUGGCGGUGAGGAUGCUUGGACUGCUGGUUACGUGUUCCACAACAACCCCGACAAAGUCUUCAAGGAGUUCUUUGGAGGACACAACCCCUUUGCAGAGUUCUUCACCAAGGAUGGCUUGGAGGUGACCCUGCCCUUUGGAGGGCUGCGAGGAAGAGGUGUGAUGAAGCAGGACCCCCCGAUGGUGUGGGACCUCCACGUCUCCCUUGAAGAUCUCUUCUUUGGCUGCACCAAGAAGAUGAAGAUCUCCCAUCGGGUGAUGAACGAAGACGGCCAAACCAGCACCAUCAAGGACAAGAUCCUGAUCAUCGACGUGCAGCCGGGCUGGAAGCAAGGCACCAGGGUCACGUUUGAGAAGGAAGGAGACCAGGGCCCCAACGUCAUUCCAGCCGACAUCACCUUUGUUAUCCAAGAGAAACCUCACCCGAGGUUUAAAAGAACCAAGGACGACCUCAUUUACGUGGCCAAUAUCCCCCUGGGAAAGGCACUGAUUGGCUGCACGGUGGAUGUGAGGACGCUGGACGGGCGGCUGCUGAACGUCCCCAUCAAUGACAUCGUGCAGAGCACAUCUCAACCAUCCUUCUCAGCCCUCUCUCGCUUUGCAGCCCCACGUACUGCAAAGUGGUGCCUGGGGAGGGGAUGCCUCUGCUCAAGGACCCGCGGCGUAGGGGUGACCUCCUCAUCCACUUCAAUGUCUGCUUCCCCAAACGCCUCACGCCCGACAAGAAGCUGCUCCUGAGGAAUGCGCUGCUGUCCUAGGAGCUGUCAGCCUUCUGCUGUCCUGGUGAGGCUGCCAGCACUCGUUCCCCAGGUUUGGGCUGCUCCCAUCUGGCAAGACCAGAAUCACUGAGGACACCACGAGGAUUGUAACCCAACUGCACCUCCGGACCAUGGGAAAAACCCACCCCUGUAAUAAAAAUAAGGAGCCGAGGCGCAGGAAGGAGGGGACGAACCUGCGGUGAGGACAGCAGCGGCGCAGGGGACGUCAGCCAUCCCAGCUUUGUGCCACGGUGGCAGAAUGAGGCCGGCGAGCA